GCAGGUGAUCCCGGAAGUGACAACAUCCCGGAACUGCUCUUUUUUUGUCUCCAGGGUAACGGGCGCUGGAAGCGGAAUUGGGUAAAGCUGCUGUCAGCGUGGAGUGGGUUCAGGACGCGUUUGAAAGCCCAAGGAACACGUUCUGCCCGACUUCCGUGCGGGACGACAGAUACUUUAUUGUAUAUGUGAUGAGUAAACGGAAGAGUAAGGACUUGAGCCUCCCUCUUGGAGAAUGUAUUUCUCAGGUGCAAGCACACCUGCGGAACAGACUAUUGCAGCAAGCCCACCAUGGAAAGAGAUGUGGGGUGGAUUCUCAGCAUAAGCACUUAGUUGAGCUUCUGAAGAGAACAGUGAUUCAUGGGGAAAGUAAUUCUGCGCUGAUCAUUGGUCCCAGGGGAUCCGGAAAGAGCAUGUUGUUACAGGAUGCUUUGGAAGAGAUACUUGCCAUAAAAGAAAUUAAGGAGAAUGCUUUGCAGGUUCAUCUGAACGGUCUUUUACAGAUUAAUGACAAGAUUGCUUUAAUGGAAAUUACCAGACAAUUACACCUAGAGAACGUAGUUGGAGAGAGAGUAUUUGGCAGCUUUGCAGAAAAUCUUUCCUUUUUACUUGAAGCCUUAAAAACCGGUGACCGUACUAGUAGUUGCCCUGUGCUGUUUAUACUAGAUGAGUUUGAUCUGUUUGCCCAUCAUAAGAACCAGACGCUGCUUUAUAAUCUGUUUGAUAUUGCACAGUCAGCACAGACUCCUGUGGCUGUCAUCGGGCUCACAUGUCGACUGGAUGUCAUGGAGCUCCUAGAGAAGAGGGUAAAGUCUCGCUUUUCCCACAGACAGAUUCAUGUGUUGAACUCCUUCAGCUUCUCGGAGUACCUGCGGGCAUUUAAUGACAUCCUGUCUCUGGCUCCUGCCUUUCCUGAUGCACAAUUUGGAGAGAAAUGGAAUACAAAUAUUCAGAGUCUCCUGGAAAAUAAAACUGUUGAGGAUGUUCUUGAGAAGCAGUUUAAUGCUACGAAAGACCUGCGAUCACUUCACAUGCUAUUGCUGCUGGCUUUAUGUGGCGUAAACCUAUCUCAUCCUCAUCUGAAUGCUGCUGACUUUGUGGAAGCCCAUAGACUCCGCAGCUUGGAUUCAAAAGUGAAUAUAUUGCAUGGUUUGUCUGUUCUGGAAAUGUGUCUGGUAAUCGCCAUGAAGCACUUGCAGGACACUUAUAAUGGGGAGCCAUUCAAUUUCCAAAUGGUCCACAAUGAAUUUCAGAAGUUCAUUCAGAGAAAAGCUCAUUCUAUCUAUAACUUUGAAAAACCUGUGGUCCUGAAGGCAUUUGAACAUUUGCACCAGUUGGAGCUGAUCAAACCAAUGGAAGGUCUCUCCAUCCGGACACAAAAGGAAUACAGACUUAUGAAAUUGCUGCUUGAUAAUUGCCAAAUAUCAGAAGCUCUUCAGAAGUAUCCCAAUUGUCCAACAGAUGUAAGACAGUGGGCCAUGUCCUCGUUGAGCUGAGAUGCUUAAUUUUCUGGUUUAUUUUUUUUCUUUUGUGCUAUAAUUCUACUUGCUAUAAAAUUAUAUAUUUUUUCAAA
Pseudophryne corroboree (corroboree frog) is the source of this 1570-nucleotide messenger RNA. It is a transcript of the gene ORC4, whose product is annotated as origin recognition complex subunit 4. Gene Ontology annotation, cellular component: nucleus; nuclear origin of replication recognition complex. The record is from RefSeq and is a predicted model, not a curated record. Bases 189 to 1493 code for a protein of 434 amino acids. The transcript has 14 exons. Gene Ontology annotation, molecular function: DNA replication origin binding. Gene Ontology annotation, biological process: DNA replication initiation; DNA replication. NCBI's taxonomy places the organism in Eukaryota, Metazoa, Chordata, Amphibia, Anura, Myobatrachidae.